GUGGACUGGCACCCGGUCGAGUAUUUCAGCAAGAAAGUGCCCAUCGUGCACUCCAUUGACGAUGCACGCAAGAAAGAGUUCCUCACCUUCGUCCAUGCGCUCAAGCGGUGGCGGCACUUCCUCCUUGGUCGAAGCCAAUUCCGAUGGGUAACGGACAACAAUCUGUUGGUCUUCUACAAAACCCAAGACACCGUCAAUAGCACCAUCGCCCGAUGAAUGGCUUUCAUCGACCAAUUUGACUUCUUUCCCGAUCACAUUCCGGGGAAGUCAAACCGUUUUGCGGAUGCUCUUUCACGACGUCUGGAUCAUUGUACCGCAGUCUACUCGACCUUCGAGAUCGGCAACGACCUGCGGGACAGCUUCAUCCGCGGCUACCAAGCCGACCCCAAGUUUCGCGACAAGUGUGCGAAUUGCUCCUCUCCUAAUCCGGCACCUUUUCACUACCGGAUCCAAGAGGGGUACUUGCUUGUCCACACACGGAGGAAGGACCUUCUUUGCGUACCGAGUGACUCUCACUUGCGACCACGACUUCUUGGCGAGUUCCACGAUGCUCCCGCCACCAGACACUUUGGAGUCAAUCGCACGAUUGGCCGACUUCGCGAGCGAUUUUGGUGGCCCGGCCUUCUCGGCGACGUCACGCGCUAUUGCGAGUCAUGCGAGGUUUGUCGAUGCUGCAAAUCCCGCAACCAUCGUCCGUACGGCACGUUGCGACCGUUACCGGUCCCCUUGCGGCAAAGGGAAGCGAUUGCCAUGGACAUUACCGGCCCGUUCCCCAAGCACAAGACCGGAGUGGAUGGGAUUCUCACGGUGGUCGACCGACUCACCAAGUUUGCCAUGUUUUUGCCUUGCCGCUAUCAUGCCAAGGCACCGGAGCUGGCCGAGCUCACGGAGUGGCAGAAGAUUGCGGCAGUGCCCAAUCUGGACCUGCCGUUCACUCAUCUCAGACGUGAGUUCUACAACAGAUCCUGCGCUGCAUUGAGCCAGGCUCUUGGUGAUCGCGAGCAGUACUCCACUUUCGCCGAGAUUAUCGACAAGGCGAGAGAGAUCAUCAAGACCAACAGGUCAGCUGCACACGAGAAGUCACCAUGGCAGCCGACCUAUGUGGAGAAGGUACGAACUGGUCCGCGACAGCAGCACUUCGCUGCAGUCCAGCAGGACAGUGGAGAUAACCCAGCAGCCACUCCAGCAUCAAGUGACGGAGAUCAGGUGGCUGUUGUCCAGCCGCGCAGCAACAACAAGUCCCACAACAAUGGGAAGGCGAAAUCCGCAUCGCAGGCCGGAAAUGGACAGCCAGGACAAUUUCCAUGGGUCAAGUUUGGCUUGACCGAGGCGGAGUACAAGAUGCCUGUGAUGGAUGGGUAUUCAGCAACUAGAGCUAUACGGGCGAUGGAGCAAGGUGAUCCAGACAAGACGCAUCAUUUGCCCAUCAUUGCGUUAACGGCGCACACUAUGGCCCAAGACAAACUCAAGUGCCUCGAAGCAGGCAUGGAUGCGUAUCUCAUGAAGCCCAUGAAGCUGGCCCAGCUGGUCGACGUCAUCAAAAACUUCUGCCCUCAUCACAUUGCCGAGCCAUCGUGAUAUCACAGUUGUACGUUCUUCGAGUUCCAUCGUAGGAAUUGUAACUACGGACCGCC
Messenger RNA from Chara braunii, 1634 nucleotides. The record is from the annotation of a GenBank genome assembly. Lineage: Eukaryota; Viridiplantae; Streptophyta; Charophyceae; Charales; Characeae.